Molecule: messenger RNA, 4412 nt
Organism: Pararge aegeria (speckled wood butterfly)
Lineage: Eukaryota; Metazoa; Arthropoda; Insecta; Lepidoptera; Nymphalidae
Gene: ValRS
Product: valine--tRNA ligase
Exons: 19
Coding region: 101-3295 (1064 amino acids)
Biological process (GO): valyl-tRNA aminoacylation
Cellular component (GO): cytosol
Molecular function (GO): aminoacyl-tRNA deacylase activity; ATP binding; valine-tRNA ligase activity
Source: RefSeq, a predicted model, not a curated record
UUCCACAUCGCUGAUCGAAUGCGGCAUGGUAAAUGGUCGUAGAAGUUUAGGUAAAUGACGUGAAAUCUUGCGAAUAUUGUUGAAUUAAUUUUCAUUAAGGAUGACAGACAACGAACCCCAAAAUGAUCCAAUGGGAGACCAGCUACAAGAGAAAACCGCGAAACAACUGGAGAAAGAAGCAAAGAAAGCGGCCAAAUUGGAGAAGCUGAAGGCGAAGUUAGAUAAAAAGAGCACCACACCAGCUGUCCCAAAAGAUAAACCUGAGAAAAAAGUAAAAGAGACAAAAGAGAGUGCAGUAUAUACAGCCAACACUGCGGCAGGUGAAAAGAAAGACAUAUCUGAUGCUAUGCCUGAUGCAUACAGUCCACUCUAUGUUGAAGCUGCUUGGUAUUCUUGGUGGGAAAAACAGGGCUUUUUCAAACCUGAAUAUGGAAAAAAGUCAGUGUUGGAGCCAAAUCCAAAGGGAAGUUUUGUGAUGGUGAUCCCACCACCAAAUGUAACUGGGUCCUUACAUCUUGGGCAUGCACUUACCAAUGCUGUGGAAGAUGCUAUCACACGGUGGCAUAGGAUGAAUGGGCGCACUACCCUGUGGAACCCGGGAUGUGAUCACGCAGGUAUCGCCACACAGGUUGUUGUGGAGAAGAAGCUGUGGAGGGAAGAGAAGAAAACACGACACGAGUUGGGAAGAGAGGACUUCAUCAAACGUGUGUGGGAUUGGAAGAACGAAAAAGGCUGCAGAAUCUAUGAGCAGCUGCGCUCUCUGGGGUCCUCGUUAGACUGGUCGCGCGUACGUUUCACUAUGGACCCCUCCAUGUGUAGAGCUGUGAACGAGGCGUUCAUACGAUUGCACGACAUGGGCGAUAUAUACCGCGCUAACCGAUUGGUCAAUUGGUCGUGCACGCUCAAGAGUGCCAUAUCAGAUAUCGAGGUGGACAAGAUGGAGUUGACUGGAAGGACUUUGAUAGCUAUCCCUGGCUAUGACAGCAAGGUAGAAUUCGGCGUGAUAGUUCACUUCGCGUACAGGGUGGAGGAUUCGGACGAGGAAUUAGUUGUGGCGACCACCAGGGUGGAAACCAUGCUCGCUGACGUGGCAGUCGCCGUGCAUCCUAAAGACACAAGGUAUACGCAUCUGGUUGGGAGGAAUCUUGUACAUCCAAUAUUGAAGAGAAAACUUCCCGUAAUCGCAGAUGAAUACGUCGAUAUGAACUUUGGAACAGGCGCUGUGAAAAUAUCCACGGCGCAUGACCAUAACGACUACGAGAUCGCAAACCGACACAACUUGCCAUUCAUCACAAUUUUCGACGACGAGGGUAGAAUGUUGGACAACUGUGGACCUUUUGCCGGUAAGAAACGCUUCGACGUCCGUCGCGAGAUAAUAAAGACGUUGGAUCAAGCAAAGUUAUACAAAGAAACAAAAGAACACGCGAUGGUUAUACCACUCUGCAGUCGGUCGAAAGACGUCGUGGAACCUAUGCUUAAACCACAGUGGUACAUCCGUUGCUCAAACAUGGCAGCCGAAGCCGUAAAAGCAGUCAAGACUGGUGAACUGAAGAUCAUCCCGGACGUGCACGAGAAGACCUGGUACCAUUGGAUGGAAGGCAUUCGAGACUGGUGCAUAUCCCGCCAGCUGUGGUGGGGGCACAGGAUACCGGCGUACCGGGUUACCUUACCAGCCAGCGAGGAGGUCGUCGAGGUGCUUAAACCACGCCGGCGCCGCACUCGCAGCGGACGCAAGAAGUACGUGCGCAAAACGCGCACGCAGCGGAUUGUCAAAGAAGAGCUGUGGGUAUCCGCUCACACCGAAGAAGAAGCUCUAUCAAAAGCCGCGACGAAGUUCGGCGUUGCCGCAGAAGACAUCAAGCUCUUUAGAGACGAGGACGUGCUGGACACUUGGUUCUCCUCCGGCCUAUUUCCUUUCGCGAUAUUCGGGUGGCCCGAUAACACAGAUGACUUGCAGGCGUUUUAUCCCGGGAAUCUGCUAGAAACCGGCCACGAUAUUCUCUUCUUCUGGGUAGCCAGAAUGGUGUUCUUUGGACAGCGUUUACUCGGAAAACUGCCUUUUAAGGAAAUAUACCUCCAUCCGAUGGUCAGGGACGCUCACGGUCGAAAAAUGUCCAAAUCCCUCGGCAACGUGAUAGACCCAGUAGAUGUGGUCCGAGGAAUCACCUUGGAACAGUUGCACGCUCAACUCUUAGAAUCGAACCUUGACCCCCGAGAGAUCGAGAAGGCCAAACAGGGUCAGAAGCAGGAUUAUCCAAACGGAAUACCCGAAUGUGGUACUGAUGCUUUGAGAUUUGCCCUCUGCGCGAUGACUCAAGGUCGUGACCUGAACUUGGACAUUCAGAGAGUGCAAGGCUACAGGUUUUUCUGUAAUAAAUUAUGGAAUGCAGCGAAGUUCGCGCUUAUGUACUUCCCGGCGGAUACUAGCUACAAGGUGCACGAGCCAACACUCCCGCCUGGUCUUUCAUCGGUGGACCGAUGGAUGCUGUCGAAACUUGCGUUGGCUGUGCAGAAAGUGAACCAAGGUUUCCAGAACUACGAGUUCCCAUCUGCCACCACUCACUGCUACAACUUGUGGCUGUAUGACCUUUGUGAUGUUUACUUGGAAUAUCUAAAGCCAGUGUUCGCUCAAGGCAGCGAGGACCAGAAGUCCGCAGCGCGCCGCACUCUCUACACAACGCUGGAGUACGGGCUCAAACUGCUCAGUCCAUUCAUGCCGUUCAUAACCGAGGAACUGUACCAGAGAUUACCGAGACAAGAUACCAGCUGUCCGUCCAUCUGUAUCGCUGAGUACCCCACUGAGUCAGACACCCCCUGGCGUUCCGAAGACCUGGAAGCCAAUGUUGAGACCGCCCUGAAAAUCGUCCACCUCAUUCGUUCAACUCGCUCGGAGUACAACCUCACCAAUAAGCAGAAGACCACCGCACAUCUGGUGACGAGCGGGGACCAGCUCGAGAUCCGGGAGCUGUUCCACAAGCUGCAGUCACUGGCAAACAGCGAGUUGAGUGAGGAGCAUCCACCCAGCGGGUGCUCUAUACUCACUGUGUCCGAUAAGAUCGAAGUGCAUUUAGUGUUAAAGGGACUAAUAGACCCGCAAAAGGAGAUCACAAAAUUGGAUAAGAAGAAAGAAACACUGUCUCAAACGAUAAACAAAUUACAACAAGCGAUAUCAGCCGAAGACUACACAACAAAGGUUCCAGUCGAAGUGCAAAAACUUAACUCUGAAAAGCUCACGCAGUCCCAAGGGGAAAUGGAACGGUUGCAAGCCGCUAUAGAAACAUUAAAACUUAUGUGAUGUUUUACAUAGAUUUAGAUCGUAGAUAUAUGCCUCAGAAAUGUUUAUGACACUGAUUUCAUUUUAAAUGCUAUUCGGUAUAAGAUCCCUUGUAGAACACCUUAUUAGUUCAGUCGCGUGUCUAAAUAACAAUUGAAAUUGAUUUAAAAAAAAAAUAAUAGCGUAAAAAAGCUAUCUUUGCCUGGGAAAUAUUUGUCAAAGGUAUCAGGGGACGAAACGUAUAACAGGUUUGAUAACAUUACCAGUGUGAGCGUAUAAUGGGUUCAUUGACUGCUCGUGUUCGAUUUUGGCCGCUUAGAAACUUCGAAAGAUCGCGUCAUUUAGUGUACAUGUUCAGUUUAAAGAAUGGUGUGAAGUAUUGUUUCGAAAACCAAUUUAACCGUACAUCGGUUUGCCGAAUAUGAAAUAAGAUUAAUCUAAAUAAGUAUCGGUGAAAUCGAAGUCGGUAAGAUGGAAAUCCGUUCCGAGCACUCCUUGAAUUGUUUGACACGCACGAAUGACAAAUGAAUGAGUUAACUGUUAACGUAUUUCAUUAUGGAUGCAUUCACCAAUAUGAAAUUAAGGAAAGGGCAUAUGUAACAAUUUUAAUGUUUAAUGUUUUAUAUUUUGUUAGCGAAAUAUGUACAAUUUUAUACCUCGUUAAGAAUGUUGCAAAUAUCUUUGAAAAUUAAUUUAUUAAUGCUCAUGGUAAUUUGGGUAAUGAAGUAAAUUACCCAUAAAGCCUUGGAAAUAGGUCCGUAACAUUGUUCUGCCUCACGAAGACUGUUUGAUUAAUGUUUUGGUUGUGCAUUCAUAAUAUGGAAAAAGUGUGCGUAAGCUCGAGAUCCAUUUUUGUAACAACAUACGCAAAUACGCUUUUUUAUGUAUUGACCGAAACAUGGUUAAACGUUAUUCAAGUGAUGGAAAGAGCAUUCUAUUUUUAGACACAUAAUCAACCCGAUUUACUAAAGUGUUUUCGAGUCUUUUUAGGAAAUAUCCCCUUGGUCUCUUAUGUCAUAUCAGUUGGCAUUGUAUCUAACAUAAAAAAGCAUUGAAUUCUGUCCCAAUCUAAAGUAAUGUUACCUUUCUAUUUAUUAUGCCGUAUAUGAAAUAAAUUUUAAAAUUUUUCGUGCUUGAA